Molecule: messenger RNA, 3258 nt
Organism: Rotaria sordida
Lineage: Eukaryota; Metazoa; Rotifera; Eurotatoria; Philodinida; Philodinidae
Source: the annotation of a GenBank genome assembly
AUGGCAAAUAUAAAUCCUCGUGUUAUUAAAGUUGAGUAUGCUGUUCGAGGUCCUAUUGUUAUUCGUGCUGGUGAAAUUGAAAAACAAAUAAAAGAAGGUCAACAUAAUUUUCCAUUCGAUCGUGUUAUUCGAGCUAAUAUUGGUGAUUGUCAUGCUAGUGGUAAUCAAGUACCUGUUACAUAUAUUCGUCAAUUUCUUGCUGGUUGUACGUAUCCACCGUUGAUAGAUUCGUCAGAUUUUCCAUCAGAUAUUAAACAAAAAGUUCAACGUUUAUUAUCUGUAUGUGGUGGAAAAAGUCUUGGAUCAUAUACAGAAAGUCAAGGAUUAAUAACAGUACGAGAAGAUAUUGCAAAAUAUAUACAAGAACGUGAUGGUUACCCAUCAAAUCCAAGUGAUAUUUAUCUUUGUAAUGGAGCUUCAGAUGGAAUUAAAACAGUAAUUAAACUUCUUAUGAAUAAUGAUCCAAAAAAACCAUCAGGAAUUAUGAUACCUGUUCCACAAUAUCCAUUAUAUAGUGCUACUUUAUCUGAAUAUGGUGCUCAUCAAAUUGAAUAUUAUCUUGAUGAAGAUAAUAAUUGGGCAUUGAAUAUAGAUGAAUUAGAACGAGCAUUAAAUCAAUCUAAAGAACAUUGCGUACCACGUGGUAUUGUUAUCAUCAAUCCUGGAAAUCCUACAGGUCAAGUUCUAUCACGUGAAAAUAUUGAAAAUAUAGUUCGUUUUGCUGAAAAACAUCGAUUAUUUAUAUUGGCUGAUGAAGUCUAUCAAGAAAAUACUUAUUUACCAGGUUCAAAAUUUUUUUCAUUUAAAAAAGUUUUAAUGGAUCUGGGUGCACCAUAUAAUCAUAUGGAAAUGGCUUCAUUCCAUUCAGCAUCAAAAGCAUCAAAAGGUUGGCAUGGCGAAUGUGGUUCUCGUGGUGGUUAUUAUGAAUUAAUUAAUAUUGAUAAAGAUGUACGAAUGCAAGUAAAUAAAUUAAUAUCUGCAUCAUUAUGUAGUGCAGCUUGGGGUCAAGCUAUGAUGGGAGCAAUUAUAAAUCCACCAAAAGAAGGUGAACUAUCAUAUGAAUUAUAUAAAAAAGAACGUUCCGAUAUUGUUAGUCGAUUAAAACAAAAAGCCGAUCUUGUUAGUCAAUUAUUUAAUUCUGUUGAAGGUGUACGAUGUAAUGCUGUCAUGGGUGCUAUGUAUGCAUUUCCACGUAUUGAAAUACCUGAAAAAGCAAUUCAACAUGCUAAAUCUAAAAAUAUGGCACCUGAUGCAUUCUAUUGUUUUCAAUUUCUUGAAAAAACUGGUGUAUGUGUUGUACCUGGUAGUGGUUUUAAACAAAAACCAGGUACCCAUCAUUUACGUACAACAAUUUUACCACCAGUUGAUCAGAUGAAAGUUAUGUAUAAUUCAUCUAUUAUGUUAAAAAGUGCAAGACAAGUUGUACCAUUUAAUAAAGUACAAGGUGUAGCUUCAACAAAUGUUCAUGCAUAUUCAAAUGGUGAUGAUGAUUUUUUUUCUGUUGAACGUCAUUAUUUACAUGGAAUAUUUAUGGGUUUUAAAUGGCAAUGUGUUGAAUUUUCACGUCGAUGGUUAUUAAUGCGUAAAAGUUGUAUAUUUCAACCGGUAGGACAUGCUGCUGAUAUGUGGCAUGAUUUAAAAUUUGUUGAACGUGUUACUGAUGGUAAAAAAUUUCCUUUAAAAUUAUUUCCAAAUGGUUCAUCACAUAAACCAAAACGUGAUUCAUUAUUAAUUUAUUCACGUAGUACAGAAUUACCAUUUGGUCAUGUUGCAGUUAUAUGUGAUAUUGUACCUAAUUUUAUUCGUAUAGCUGAACAAAAUUUUAUUUAUCAUAGUUGGUCAGAUAAUUAUGCACGUGAAAUUCCUAUUGUUAUUAAAGAUAAUUGUUAUUUUCUUGAAGAUGAAGAUGAAAUAUGUGGAUGGAUUGAAAUUGAAGAUAAUGAUGAAUUACAACCAUUAGAUGAAACAAAACUUGAUUCAAUAUUAAAAAAAUAUCAAGAAGCUAAACCUAUAGGUACAUUAAAACGUUGUUCAAUAACAGAUAAAACUUUUCAUUCAAUGAAUAAUUGGUUGAAUAAAGAUGAUCCAGCAGAAAAAUAUUUCAUGGAUUUAUUUGGUGCAAAUUUAAUACGUGCUGAUACAGAUACAUUACCUUAUUAUAAAGUUGAUCAAGAUUUAACAUUAUCUAUAGGUAGUACAUCAAAUGAAUUACAUGAAAUGUUUAUGGAUGCAACAAAUUAUGUUAUUCAAAAUGAUGAUAUAUUAAAAAAUUUUUGUAUACCAGAAAUUUUUUGGCCUAAAAUUCGUGAAUCAUGGUUACAUGAAAGAGAUUUAGCAAUGACUGGACGUUUUGAUUUAGCAUUUGAUGGUCAACAAUUAAAAACAUUUGAAUAUAAUGCUGAUAGUGCAUCAGCAUUAUUUGAAAUGGCAAUUAUACAAGAAAAAUGGGCACAAGCUGUUAAACUUAAUCAUACAUUUAUGUCUUCAUUUCAAUUACAUCGUUUAUUAGUUAAAAGUUGGAAAAAAAUUUGUUCUAAUUUAAAUAUAAAUUAUGUUCAUUUAUUAAUUGAUAAUGAUAAAGAUGAAAUUUUAACAGCACUUUAUAUGCAAAAUGUUUUAAAAAAUGCAAAUAUUGAAUCAAAACUAUGUAUUUUAUUUAAUAAUUUAUAUUGGAAAGAUUCAAAAAUAAUUGAUAAUGAUGGUAAUGAAGUUAAAUUAAUAUGGAAAACAUGGAUGUGGGAAACUAUUUUUAGUGAUUAUUUACAAGCUGAACAAAAUGGAAAUUUAAAUAGAAAAAUUAAUAAUGAACAUCCACGUUUAUGUGAAAUUGUAUUAAAUGAUCAUAUAAAAGUUAUUGAACCAUUAUGGAAAGUAAUACCAAGUAAUAAAGCCAUAUUACCUAUUUUAUGGUCAAUGUUUCCUAAUCAUCCACAUUUAUUAUGCACUGAAUGGACAUUAACAGAUAAUUUAAAACAACGUGGUUAUGUUAAAAAACCUAUUGUUGGUCGUUGUGGACAUAAUGUUACUUUAUUUAAUGCUAGUGGAGAUUCUGUUCUUGAUGAAACACAAGGAAAAUUUAUUGAUAGAAAUAUAAUCUAUCAAGAAUUAUUUUUAUUACCAAAAUAUGAAGAUUAUUAUGCUAUAAUUGGUAGUUGGAUUGUACAUGGACUAUUUGCAGGAUUUGGUAUACGAGAAGAUAAAAAAUUAAUAACAGAUGCUGAGAGCCCUGUAACAGCUUGUUCAGUAGUAUGGAAAUAA